This is a messenger RNA of Drosophila takahashii, 2791 nucleotides long. The record is from RefSeq and is a predicted model, not a curated record. NCBI's taxonomy places the organism in Eukaryota, Metazoa, Arthropoda, Insecta, Diptera, Drosophilidae.
UCGACGGAUCCAGGUGCCCGCGUGUCGAGUGUCCAGGUGUCGUGUGUCCAAAAGCGGACCAAACCGAAUCUCAAGGCGCCGCUCUGCGUUGCGUGCCUACGUGUCCUACGUGUGUGUGAGUGUACCAGGUUCUGUGUGUGUGCCAGUGAGUGAGUCAGUGAGCGCAAAAAAGAUAACACAAAGAGCCACAGUGAAAGAUCGAGACGCACACACUCUCACGCGACCUGCAAUGAAAAUAAAGUAGAGAAAAGAGUGCCCAGGUGUGUGUGAUUGUGUUAGUGCUUGUGAUGGAAUAACAGAGAAAAUAAAUGGAAAUUAAAUGAAGCUGCAAAAACUGCCAAAUAAACAAAGUGCUAUGCGAUGCAUAAAUGAGAACCCGAAGGGAGUUACCUGUAUAAUCAUCAAGACAUUCGCGCCAUUCUAGAGGCCUCUAGCUGAGAGACAAAUCCCUCGAAAGGAGGACCCAACCAUGUCGCACAAGACGAGCAGCCGUCGCAGCAGCGACCUGGAGUGUCCACUAGCUUCCUUGGGCCGCAACAGCAAUGCGGUGCGCGAUCACUACCACCAUCCGCAUCCGCUGAGCUCCAGUCCACUGGAUCCGCAGGCCUACAAGAUGAUGUCCCGCAAGUCGCCCAAUCCGGGCAUGGAAGUGGCCCAUGAAGCGGCGACCAGUGACCAGGUGGCCGCCUCCUCGACGGUGCUCCACAUGGUGCAACAGAAGGCGGCAACCUUCGAGCUGCGAGGUCGCCACUCGCGACCCGAACAGGCCAGCACCUACGGAGCCCAUUCGACGGCUUCGGUGGGCAGGCAUGCGAAGAAAUCCCCCGAACUGCCGCCGGCUCCGGCCUCCAGGAAUCCAGUGGCCCCCGUGCCGCAGCCCCGGAACUUCCUCACCCUGGAGCAUGUCCUGCAAUUCGGGACACAGCGACCCAGUUGGAUGCACGGCAACAGUGCGGACACGGAGGAUUCCAGUGACAAUAAUGGCGGAGGUGGCGGAGGCCCAGGAAGUGGAGGAGGAGGCAGUGGAGGAGGCACUGGUGGAGCCACCGCUGGAGGACGAAGGCGAGCCCAAGGUGGCCGCUGCAGUGUGCCCACUGUACUGAGCAGCAAUGGCGGCGCCGGCAGCAAUGGAGCCCAGUACCUGCUGGACAAGAAGAUGGAGUCCCUGUAUCUGGGCAACGCUCUAAGGGCUCUUCCCUUGGGGGCCGAGGCGAGUCAGUACCAAAACGAGCGCUACUACCUGGAGGAUUACAGCAGCGGCAGCGGGAAUGAGCGACUGCCAGAACGCCUGCUCCAUCCGCGCACCUCCAGUCCCAGCGAGACGAGUGGCUCGGAUCGCUACCUGCUGAACCGGAGCUCCAACUCCAACCACCUGCACUCCAAGGGCCAGAGUCUGUCGGAUGGCCUGUGCAACCUGGGCCGCUUCUCGCCCAGCUUGGACCAGGGCUAUGCCACGCUGGUCUCGCCCUCGCCGACGGGUCAUCAUUCGAGUGGCGGGACGGGCAAUGUGACCAACACCACGACGGCCAGUGGAGCGGGGAUUAUGGCGAGCAGUACGCCGACUACAACGCCGCGAAGAGGAGUCUCCAGCAAUGGAGGAGGAGGAGGAGCCAUUGGACCGCCGCCCUGGAACCGCAAGGGUCCCUUUCGCUGCGGACCGCUCUUCGAUCGUCUGCCCGACGAGGCCGUCGUCCGCAUCUUCUCCUGGCUGGACAGCUGCGAGCUGUGCAACGUGGCGAGGGUCUGCCGGAGAUUCGAGCACCUCGCCUGGCGACCCAUCCUCUGGAAGGUCAUAUCACUAAGGGGCGAGCACCUCAAUGGCGACAAGACGCUGAAAAUGAUCUUCCGGCAGCUGUGCGGCCAGAGUUGCAACGGCGCCUGUCCGGAAGUGGAGCGCGUCAUGCUCUCCGACGGCUGUCGCAUCUCGGACAAGGGCCUCCAGCUGCUCACCCGCCGAUGUCCGGAGUUGACGCACCUCCAGCUGCAGACCUGCGUGGGCGUCUCCAAUCAGGCGCUGGUCGAGGCGCUGACCAAGUGCAGCAACCUGCAGCAUCUGGAUGUAACAGGCUGCAGCCAGGUGAGCAGCAUCAGUCCGAAUCCCCACGUGGAGCCCCCGCGUCGCCUUUUGCUUCAGUAUCUGGACCUCACGGACUGCAUGGCCAUCGACGACAUGGGCCUGAAGAUCGUGGUCAAGAACUGUCCCCAGCUGGUGUAUCUGUAUCUGCGGCGCUGCAUACAAAUUACAGAUGCGGGUCUGAAGUUUGUGCCCAGUUUCUGUGUGUCGCUGAAGGAGCUCAGUGUGUCCGACUGCCUGAACAUCACCGACUUUGGCCUCUACGAGCUGGCCAAGUUGGGGGCUGCACUUCGCUACCUUUCGGUGGCCAAGUGCGAACGCGUUUCGGAUGCCGGGCUGAAGGUCAUUGCUAGGAGGUGCUAUAAGCUGCGCUAUCUGAAUGCCCGAGGGUGUGAGGCGGUAAGCGAUGACUCCAUCACCGUGCUGGCCCGCUCUUGUCCGAGGCUCAGAGCACUGGACAUUGGCAAGUGCGAUGUGAGCGACGCGGGACUGAGAGCCCUGGCCGAAAGUUGUCCCAACCUGAAGAAGCUCAGCCUGCGCAGCUGCGACAUGAUCACGGAUCGCGGCGUGCAGUGCAUCGCCUACUAUUGUCGGGGUCUUCAGCAGCUGAACAUCCAGGACUGCCCGGUGUCCAUCGAGGGCUACCGGGCAGUCAAGAAGUACUGCAAGCGCUGCAUCAUCGAGCACACCAAUCCGGGAUUCUGUUGAGAUGACCCU